AUGUUAAACAAGCCCGAAAUCCGCGCUGUUAUCGAAAGCCGUCGGAGCACCAGCCUGGACCCCCCUGAGCCGCCUUCCCCGCAUUCCUCCCCCCAAUAUCACCAAUAUUCGCUGUCGCCUCCACAGCACCAACGUUCUUCGCCUCUGCAGUACCACUGUCCCCCCUCGCCUUGUGCAUCGCCGGGUAUCUCCGAUGCCGACACAGUAUACAAUGCCCUAAAAGACGCGUACUCCCUUGGCUAUGCAGAGGGCCGUAUAGAGGGCCGAAACGACGCACUUCGGCUGGGACGUAGCCUGAGACAAAUCGGGACCAUCACUCCAUUUGUUGAAGCCUGCCUCAGUAAGGAGACGGAUGAUGCCGCACCUCACGGCGGCGAUGCUACACUCGUGGAGCCCGAGCCUGAGAGCCCGCCGCGUUACAGGGACAUACCGAACACGAACACAAGCCGCCACCUUACGCCCAAGACGCGUAAACGCAUCGCGUUAGAGCUGCCACCCUCUCCUCUCCUUCGAAAGAAGGUCAAGAGUUACAGGAGCACGCUGGAGCUGGGGCUGAAGCUGUAG
Messenger RNA from Trametes versicolor FP-101664 SS1, 564 nucleotides. RefSeq lists its product as uncharacterized. The transcript has 2 exons. The record is from RefSeq and is a predicted model, not a curated record. Bases 1 to 564 code for a protein of 187 amino acids. NCBI's taxonomy places the organism in Eukaryota, Fungi, Basidiomycota, Agaricomycetes, Polyporales, Polyporaceae.